Xiphophorus couchianus (Monterrey platyfish) is the source of this 2697-nucleotide messenger RNA. Its product is annotated as extracellular calcium-sensing receptor-like. Gene Ontology annotation, molecular function: G protein-coupled receptor activity. Bases 1 to 2580 code for a protein of 859 amino acids. The transcript has 6 exons. Lineage: Eukaryota; Metazoa; Chordata; Actinopteri; Cyprinodontiformes; Poeciliidae. Gene Ontology annotation, biological process: G protein-coupled receptor signaling pathway. Gene Ontology annotation, cellular component: plasma membrane. The record is from RefSeq and is a predicted model, not a curated record.
AUGACGAUGUCCACGCAAAGGUGGCCAGAGCAGAGUUUUGCUCUUCUGCAGCUGUUUCUGUGGGUGUCUUUCUCUCUAACACAGGAGCCACUGUGCAGGCAGAUAGGGGAUCCGGAAAUCCCCCAGCUGUCCAGAGACGGGGACAUUAUUCUGGGGGGCAUAUUCUAUUUUCACAGCAGCUGGAAGAGCAGAGAAAAUAAUUAUACUCAAAAACCACUACCACUGGAAUGCAUCAGAGAGUUCCAGUUUGCUCAGGCGAUGCUUUUUGCCAUCGAGGAAGUGAACAACAGCACAGAGCUGCUUCCUGGGAUUUCUCUGGGCUACAAAAUCUACGACACUUGUGGCGCCAUUACCAGAAGCAUAAAGGUUGCUCUUGCAUUGAACGACGGCGAUGAAAGUGUGUCUUUGGCCUCCGAGGGUCAAUGCUCCAGACCGGUGCAGGUCCAGGCCGUGAUGGGGGAAACCUCGUCCUCUCCCAGCACCGCCCUGGCCACUGUCAUUGGAGCAUUCCAUAUACCGCAGAUCAGCCAUUUUGCCACAUGUGCUUGUCUCAGUGAUAAAACAAAGUAUCCAUCGUUUCUAAGAACAAUACCCAGUGACUACUAUCAGAGCAGAGCUCUGGCUCAUCUGGUCAAGCAUUUUGGCUGGACUUGGGUCGGAGCCGUCAGAACCAACGACGACUAUGGCAACAACGGCAUGGCGACAUUCACAGAGACUGCAGAGCAGUUUGGCAUCUGUGUGGAAUAUUCUGUCUCUUUCUUCAGAAUGGAUCCCUCUGAAAAAAUACAAAAGAUCAUUAAAACAGUGAAGGAGUCAACUGCAAAAGUGAUCGUUGCUUUUCUGUCGCACAGAGACAUGGAAGUACUUAUACAUGAGAUGUCCGACCACAACCUGACAGGGUAUCAGUGGGUCGGCAGUGAGUCCUGGAUCUUUGAUUCGCAAAUUGCAGCAAUGGAUAAAAAACACAUACUGGACGGAGCGAUUGGUCUUUCCAUCCCCAAAGCGCAAGUCGGCGGUCUUAGAGAGUUUAUACUGGACGUGAAACCGCUCAUUUCGUCUAAUAAUGAGCUGUUCACAACUUUCUGGGAGGCAUUAUUUCAAUGUAAGUUCAAGAAGGCACAGUUGACGGAAUUUCAGAAAGAGUGUACAGGAAAGGAAGAUCUGACUGGAGUGGAGAACAGCUUCACUGACAUGUCCCUCAUGCCCAUUUUUAACAAUGUGUAUAAGGGAGUGUAUGCAGUGGCUCAUGCUCUGCACAAUGUCCUGAGCUGUAACAAAACAUGUGACAACAAUGUGCAGCUUGAUCCAUACACGAUUUUGCAGCACAUCCAAAAGAUUCGCUUCAAGACAAAAGAAGGGAACGAGGUUUACUUUAACGAGAACGGAGAUCCAGCUGCAAAGUACGAAAUUAUAAACUGGCAGCCAAGAGAAAACGACAUUGUGAGCUUUGUGACGGUUGGUGUUUAUGAUGCGUCAUUUCCUGCAGGCACACAGCUAAACUUUCAAAAUACGUCCAUAACCUGGACACAGAGCUCACCACAGGUGCCGGUGUCAGUCUGCAGUGAAAAAUGUCCCCCAGGAACUCGUAAGGUCCUCCAGAAAGGAAAGCCUGUGUGCUGCUACGACUGCAUAAGAUGUGCCGAAGGAGAAAUCAGCAACAGUACAGAUGCUGUUUCCUGUGUGAGAUGUCCCCACGAGUCCUGGUCGAAUGCGAGGAGAGAUGCGUGUGUAAAGAAGGAGGCUGAGUUUCUGUCAUUUGAAGAACUUAUGGGAAUCCUGCUGACCUCUGCAGCUUUACUUGGAACGUCCCUAACUGCGGCUGUGGCGUUUAUUUUCUACAGACACAGGAAAACUGCUCUUGUCAGAGCAAACAACUCUGAGCUGAGCUUCCUGCUCCUUUUCUCCUUGACCCUGUGUUUCCUCUGCUCUCUGACCUUUAUCGGUCGGCCCUCUGACUGGUCCUGCAUGCUGCGGCACACGGCGUUCGGCAUCACCUUCGUCCUCUGCAUCUCCUGUGUCCUGGGGAAAACGAUGGUGGUCUUAAUGGCGUUCAAAGCCACACUUCCUGGCAGAAAUGUGAUGAAGUGUUUUGGGCCUACGCAGCAGAGGCUGAGCGUUCUGGGUUUUACUCUUGUUCAAGUGAUCAUCUGCAUCCUCUGGUUAAGCGUCUCUCCUCCUUUUCUAUCCAAGAAUUUCAAAGAAUUUAAAGACAAAAUCAUCUUGGAGUGUUCUCUCGGCUCAGCUGUGGGUUUCUGGUCCGUGCUCGGCUACAUUGGACUUCUCGCCUUGUUGUGUUUCACUUUUGCUUUUUUGGCUCGUAAACUACCGGACAAUUUCAACGAAGCCAAAUUCAUCACCUUCAGCAUGCUGAUAUUCUGCGCGGUGUGGAUCGCUUUCAUCCCGGCGUACGUCAGCUCGCCUGGAAAAUUUAGUGUUGCUGUAGAAAUCUUUGCUAUCCUCGCCUCUAGUUUUGGAUUGCUGAUUUGCAUCUUCAUCCCAAAAUGCUACGUCAUGUUGCUAAAACCAGAGAAAAACACAAAAAAGAACAUGAUGGGGAACCGGGUCCCAAGAGAAUUCUGAGUAAACAGACAAUGCAGAGGCUUAAUAUUGAAAUCAUUAUUUUUUUUAAAAUAGUCAUAUUGUUAUAAUUCUAUAUCUGUAUUAGUUAUUCAGCAUAUUGAAGGCUCAAUACAUACA